CACUGAAUUAAAGAUUGAACGCGGAUAAAAUACACUUAUUGUAUAGAAUUAGAGAAGAAAAAAAAAGAAAAUAUUUUAAUAUAAAAUAAGAUAGAGAAGGAAAAAAAUUUUUUUUUCUUUAAAAAAAAAAUAAAUAAAAUUUGUUUUGUUUUUUUUUUUUUUGUUUGAUUCAUUAUUAUUUUUAUAUAAGAAAACGUGAAUUUUCAAAGUGAAAGAGUAAGAAAAAAAGAAAAAGCAAAAUAAAUAAAAAAAAAAUAACGUUGUCGUCUUCACCGCUAUUAUCGCUGAAAAUCGUUAAGAAAACAACAAUAAUUUAUUAUUUAUUUAUUUUUAAUUUAUUUUUACUUUACAAAAAAAGAAAAUAUAUAAUUUGUGCCGGAAUUUUUUUAAAAUUAAAAUUAAAAAGAAAAAAAAAAUUGUAAAAUAAAAAGAAAUAAAAUUCCAAAUUAGUAAUUGGUGUUCACGAUAUUGUAAUUAUAAUUUCAAGUACCUACUCGUUUCUUUUUUUUUUAUUAUUAAUUAAAAUUUAAUAUAAAGAAAUUGGUUUUUGAUUUUUAAUUAUGCAAUUUGAACGCGAAGAAUAAAUUAAUGAAAUAUUUUUUUUUUAAGUUUUAAUAAAUGAAAAAAUUUUAAUAAAGAUUUUUUAAUAAUUUUUUUACGAAUAACACUUGAUACACAAUAUUGAUAUCAAAUAAAAUAAUUUAUCGACGGUAUCUAAAAGCAUUACUACAACUGGAAAUAGUAAUUAUAAUAUUAACCAGAACGGGAAAUUACCAACAUCAACUACAAAAAAUAAAACUAAUAUUCCUGCAACUACAAUAACCUGUACAAAUAAACCUAUCAUAACAACUAUUAAGAAUCCUUUACUUAAUUUAGAUGAACAAGAAUAUAAUAAUAAUAAUAAUGUUAAUAUAAAUUAUAAAAAUAAUAAUAUAAAGAAAAAAUUAAGUUUUAUUCCAAGAACUAUCAGAUUUUCAAGAAAAUAUUAUACAAAAACAACAGUAACAGUACAACAUAAGCAACAUUUAAAAACUAAAAAACAACAAAAAUUAAAACAAAAUAAAAUAAAAUUUUUAUCAAAUUUCAAUGAUGAUGGCACCGAAAAAAUUCAAAAUAAAGAAGAGAAUUUAAAAAAGAAUAAGAAUAAUAAUUGUUACAUUAGUAACAAAGGAUAUUACAAUUAUUAUAAUCAUCAUAACCCACAUCAUCAUCAUCAGCAUCAUAACUAUCAAUAUCAAGAGAUAGAAAAGACAACAAAUCAAAAAGAUUUACCAGAUAGUUUAAGGGUUUUAACGAAAGAAGAAGAAAAUAUUCUUGAAAAAUAUCAUUGCCAUAAUAAAACAAAAAUAUUUUAUUCAAUCUCUUCAGAAAUUCCUUUUUCAACAAAAACUUUUAGGGAGAAAAUAACAAUACCAUCAUCAGUAACAAAUACAAAAAAUUCAGAAAAAAUAGAAAGAGUAGUAGCUGCAACAGCAACAACAAAAUUAACAAAAACAAAAUUAAAUUAUAAUAAAAGAGAAAAUUUUAUUAGUAGACCGAAGUCAAAAAUUUAUGAUUAUAUGAAGGACUUUUUAAGGAAAAAGUUUAACACUUUAACACCAACCAGCUCAAGGAAAGAAACAACAACAACUGGGUCUUCCUUACAUGAGGAAGACAUAUAUGUUGAGUUUCCGAAUUGUCUGCUUAAAGUGAUAAACAACAAUCUGGGCAGCCAAAAUCAUAAAGAGACUUUAAAUCAUAAUCAUCAAAAUCAUCAAAAUCAUAAUCAACAGCAGCAUCAAAAUAAUCAAAAUCAAAAUUAUCAAACGGAUAUUAAAAAAUUAUCAAAAUAUCCGCAACAACAACAGCAACAACAAGUACAAUCACCACACAAACAGAACCAGCAUCAACAGCAACAACAUCAACAUUAUAAUAAACAUCAACCAAGUGGGAGUCUUGAUAAUAAUAUAAAACGAUUUGACGUUAUGCAAGACGUCCGAAUUAGACUUGAACAACUUCAUAAACAGCAACAACAACAACAACAACAUCAACAUCAACAAAAUCAAACACAAUUAUUACAGCAACAGCAACAAAAUCUUAAUCAAAAUAAUCAAAAUUUUCAUUUUCAACAAAAUUUUCAAUUUCAACAGCAACAGCAACAACAAAAUCAUUUACACAAUAAUCAUAAUAAUCAUAAUAAUCAAAAUAAUCAAAAUCAAAAUAAUCAUAAUAAUACGCCAACUCAUCAUCAUCACCAUAACCAAAAUCAUGGCUCCCCAAAUAUCAGUAAUAAUAUAACACCACGCCAUAGACCGAUACAUUUAUUUUCAACAACAGCAAAUUUAAAUACUAAUGGAAAUGAGCCACCACCCCAUUCACCAAGUUCGGAAGAGGAUAAUUCACCAACGGAAAUGAAUAAUUGCAGGCGAUUAGUUGAUAAACCACCACUGGUGAAACGUAUAACAAUGGGUUUAUUUGGUUUAACUGAAGAUAGUAGACCUUUAGUACAUGCAAAACCAACAACAUUAAAUAAUGAACAACAAUUACAACAGCAGCAAUUACAAUUGCAACAACAACAACAGCAGCAACAAAAACAACAUCUUGGAUCAACAACUACAAUUGAUGGUUAUGUCAAUGAAGGUAUUUGUGAACCAGAAAAAAUUAUUUCUAGUAAAUUUGGUGAUUCGUGCCGACAAUCAUUGACAGCAAUUUCAACUUUAGAUACUAAUCAAUUUUUGGAUAACAGUGAAUUUAAUUUUAAAAAGAAAUAUAUGCGUGAAACAUGUAGUGCAAAUUCAAGUCCUAGAAUAUUUGGUCCAUCUGCAUUAUUAAAAAAUAAAGGUGGUUUAAGUCCAACUGAACAAAUAGAAUUAAAAGGUGCAGCAUGGUUUCAAGCUGGUAUAUCACGUGAAAUUGCUGUUGAAAUAUUAUCAAGCCAAAGUCCUGGUUCAUUUCUAGUCCGUCAAAGUAAUACAAAAUCAGAUUGUUUUGUUUUAUCAGUAAGAGUACCACCGCCGGCACCGAAAGUAGCUCAUUAUUUAAUAUUAAGGACAAUACGAGGUUAUAAAAUUAAGGGUUUUACCAAAGAAUUUACCUCAUUAAGGGCUUUAAUAACACAUCAUUCUGUGAUGCCGGAACUAUUACCAGUUCCAUUGGCUUUACCACGUCCAGCAACAUGUACGCCAAGACGUCGUAAUGUUGAUGAUUUUGAAUCAUAUGGUUCAUUACGUCUCUUAGGAAUUUUAAAUAUGAUGCAAUCAAAUCAUAAUUUCGAUCGGGAAAAUAAUUCAUAGUUCAAGGAGCGCUAUUAAAAAAUUUUUUUUUUUUAAAUGUUUAUUUAUUCAAAUUAAUUUGAACAAACUUUGAAUAUUAUUUUUCAAAGACAAAAGAAAAAAAACGACAAAAAAAAAUAAAAAUUGUGUAAUUUUCAUUGUUAAUUUUUGUUAUUGAAAAGGAAAAAAAGUGGUUGUUUUUUUAUGUUUUUUAUGAUUAAAAAAAAAACGGAAUGAAAUUAUUGAGAGAAACAAUAAGGAAAGUAUUUAAAUACAAUUAUAAUAGAUUUUCAAAAAUAGUUUAAGAAAAAUCAAGGAUAAAAUAUUGAUUAUCCUUGAGAAUAUAUUUUUAUUCUGCUUUUUGUUACACUGUUAAAAAUCACUUUGUUGCUGCAUAAAAUUCAAAAAAUUUACUGAAUAUAAUGGAAACAGAGUUCUUGGAACAUGGAAUUUUAUUUCAUUAAGAUAACACCAGUUCUUGGCAGCUCAAUCUUCAAUGUACAAUUUACAAUAUUUUAGACUCGCAUCAUAUAUAGCACCUUUUUAAUUGAAAAAGUUAUUAACAAUGUAUAAUAACUAUAUUAAUUAAAAAGUGAUCUAAUUAAUCCUUAAAACAAAAAUAACAAACAAGCAUACAAAAAAUUGGAAAGAACUCAAAAGGAAAUGCAAAAAAAAAAUCUAUUAUAUAAGGAAUUAAGAGGAAGACGGACAAAUUAAAGAAAAUUUUCCUUGAGUAUAAAUACAACAACAAACAAAGAAACACAAAAUACACAAAAUUAUAUUGAAUAAAAAACUCAAAAACCUGUGGUAUAGCCGGAUAGUGCCUCAAUUUGAGAUAUUAAAAAAAAAAAUAAGAAAACAAAAAAAAAAUUCAAAUACUACAAAAUAUUAAUUUAACAAAAAAAAAUUAAAAAAAAAAAAAAUAAUAAUUAAUAAUAUAAAAAAUUGUACUUAAAAAUUUGCAACGCAAAACGCGGGAUGAAAUCCUGAUUAUACGGGAAAAUUCCUAUGAUAAACACACGCCAUCUAUAUAUAUGCAUAAAAUACAUUACGACAAAUAAAUUUAAUUAUUUAUUUUGUCGUAUUUAUAAUAAAAAAAGAAUGUUAAAUUAAUUAUUAAUAAUAAUUGCAUGUUAAGUUAAAAAAAUUAAACAGUGAGUAGAAAACCAAAAAAAAAAAACAAAAAAAAUUAGAAAAACAAAAUACAAAUACAUACAAAUAAAAAAAAACUAUUAAAAUUACUACAAAAAAAAACAAAAACAAAGUCACAUAUUUAAGCGCACUAGUAAGAGAUUGUAAUAGUUUUUACUGAAAAAUAAAAUUUAAAAUUUUUUUUUUUUGAAAUAAAAUGAAAAAAACAAAACAUAAUUGAAAAUCCUUAUUAUAUAAAAUUAUUAAUUAUUGAAAAAGCAAAAACUAUUGUAGUAGUUUUAGAAAUGUAAAAUGAUAGU
This is a messenger RNA of Condylostylus longicornis, 4702 nucleotides long. Its product is annotated as EGFR adapter protein-like. NCBI's taxonomy places the organism in Eukaryota, Metazoa, Arthropoda, Insecta, Diptera, Dolichopodidae. The record is from RefSeq and is a predicted model, not a curated record. Bases 1560 to 3272 code for a protein of 570 amino acids. The transcript has 8 exons.